UGCCGUCAAUGCGGAGCGAGUAUGCGGCAUGCGCCAUGCGGAGGGCAGUGCGCGCGCAGCCCGCGCCGUGCCGCCAAUAACCCGCUGGAAGCCGCCGAGCGCGCGCCUCUCGCUCGCCUUAUCGACGUGAACACGCGAAAACACCCCAAACACACCACGCUGGAAACCUUCCUAAUUAUGUUGUGAUCAUACCAAAAUUUGUGACAACAUUUUAUUACGUACGCCUCUUGCCGAGCGCACUGAGGCUUUACAACGUUGCAGUCCUUAUCAGCGGCACACGCUUUUUAUAUGUUUACCCGGGGAUCGCAGAGAUUCUACUACACGGAUUCGGAUGCAAAGUUCACUGGUGUAUGGCUGAGAGUUCCGGAUAUGUUCCGGCUCGACACUACGUCAGGCAACCUAGCCAGAGAUGCGAAGAUGAUAGUUGUAUGAGAGCAAUGGUGGGCGCCGAAGCGCAAGCGCGCGCGUCGGUCGGGUAGCGCUGAGAAUGUGGGCGCGAGUGGCGCGCGCGCUGCGUCGCGGGGCGCUGCUCGUGCUGCUGGUGCUCACGGCGCUGGCGCUACUGCUGCUGCCGCGCCCCCAACCGCUGCGGACCGCGCCCUCCGCGCGCCUGCCCUCUCCGACGCCGACCCACGCCCCUCAACAAAUUGUAGUAGCAGAAAAGGAAGAAGAGUUGCAAACGCAUGAUGGCGAGAAGACUCGACGGCCAUGGUACAUGCGGGGCGGUGAUCUGAGGCCUACCCUUACUAACGCGGCGGAAGCAAAACUUUUUCCAGAGGAUGCCUCCGGGGACGAUAGGAUCGUCGACCAGCUGAUGUACACUCUGCCGAAAAACGAAGUAGUACCGAUAAAGAAAAUUUUAUUGGCGAACGGUUUGGGUGCAUGGGGAGCUUUAGGCGGGCGCACGGAAUUCAUCAGGAACAAGUGUCCCGUGGACCGUUGCACGCUCACCGCGGACUCACGGGACGCCGGUAUUGCUGACGCCAUCUUGUUCAAAGACAACCACACACCAUUUAACGUCAGGCGUCCCCCUAAUCAGAUCUGGAUCCUGUACUAUUUGGAGUGUCCAUACCACACGGCGUCUCUAAGGCCGACAUCGCUGGAUGUAUUUAAUUGGACAGCAACGUAUCGCAGAGAUUCAGACAUUGUAGCCCCGUAUGAGCGGUGGGUGUACCAUGACCCGAAAGUUACUGAGAAGGAGCUGGACAGAAACUACGCGGCUAACAAAACUAAAAAGGUGGCGUGGUUCGUAUCGAACUGUCAUGCGCGGAACCGGCGGUUGCAGUAUGCGCGUGCACUCAGCAAGUUUAUCCCCGUCGAUAUUUACGGAGCGUGUGGCUCGCUUCACUGUCCCCGAGCCGACCCAAACUGCUUAGAAAUGCUCGAUAGGGACUACAAAUUCUACCUAGCAUUUGAAAACUCUAACUGCCGGGAUUAUGUCACUGAAAAGUUUUUUGUUAAUGGAUUGCAGCACGACGUGCUGCCGGUGGUGAUGGGCGCACGGCCGGAGGAGUACGCAGCCGUGGCACCGCACAACUCGUACGUGCACAUCGAGGAGUUCGCGGGCGCCGAGGAGCUCGCCGCCUACCUGCGCCGCCUCGACGAGGACGACGUGCUCUACAACUCAUACUUUAAGUGGAAGGGUACGGGUGAGUUCAUAAACACGUACUUCUUCUGCCGUAUAUGUGCCAUGGUGCACGCCAACGACCGCCGGCAGCGCAGCGCACACUACACGGACGUGCAGGCGUGGUGGCGCGAGGGCACUUGCACGCGCGGCGAGUGGCGCGCCAUGGCCCGCGACAACGGCUAGGACAGCGAACCUCCGCGCCUGCGCGGGGCUCGGCGUCCGGUGCCCGCCCCGCACGCACUGCCCGGUGAGGCCACACCCCACCAACAGGCGCGGAGGUCUACCUCUACGGCUAAACUUGGACAGCGGUCACUCGAAUACCCUCCCAACGCUAACACAACCUUAUCGUAUCAUGAAGCGAAACAGAGGCAUCAUUUAUUUUUUUAUAAUCAAGAGACGAGCACUAAUAUACUAUGAUACCGCUGUUUCCGUUUUCCCUUAGCAAGAUUAUAAAAAGAGAUGGGCCGAUUACAGGUUAGGCCGACUAGCUGACUGGCCGAUUAAGCAGCCCUAGAAAGCCGACUAGUCGGUUACUUGUCCAGCUAGUAAGUAGGCACUGUGUAGGAAAAUAUAGUCUCUAAAGUUGAAACAAUGUAUACCAAACUAUGCAGAACAAACUCAAACUCACGAGUUUUAUAUCAGGUACAUGAUUGAUGUCCAUCCAAAUCGGGCCAUCGGAACACACCAGCUUCACAAAUAUCUACCGUCGAGCCGACGGAUCUCCGAACACAAUACACCAGCAAUUAUUAUUGUCGUUGACAAAAUGGUUAGGUAUCAUAUUUUACUGGUGUUCGUCACUCAUAAUGUAGUAGGUAUUUCUUUCGUGCUGAUUUGUUGAUUGUUAAUAUUGUGGAAUUAUUUUAAACACAGAGAUUUUCUACGUUACGAAGCUAACUUAUUUAAAGCCGAUUAGUCACAUACAAAUAGUAGUACUCGACUAAGUAGUAAUCGACUAUGAUAUAGGCCGACUAGUCCGCUUUCCCGUGUAGUCGGUGCAUCUCUAAUUAUAAGCCUUGAAUUGUUAAGUUUACUUGGUGCACGCUAACGGUGUGCGGUGCAGAGUUUACAUAAAUAUUCUAAACAAACAAUAGCAAUACUAAUCGAACACCAACAAACAGCCUUAAUAUUAGACAACAAAAAUAAUUACCUACUUACCUACGAUAGAUUUAAUUAAAAAAAAAUCAUUCAUCAACAAUCUUGUAACAUUCCACAGAUAUACAUGCAACAGAUAAUAAAAAAUACAUAGUAGUUGCAUAAACAUAGUUACCAUCCAUUGAUAUAAAAUGUAUAAAAAUGUUCAUUAUAGAUAGUAACGUAACUUUUAGUGCAAUAAGUGUUAUUGCAAUAAAAAGGGCAAUGGAAUAUUAAUGAAUCGAAUUUUUAUAUAAUUUAAUAAGUAGUCACAAGAAGCACAAAUAUUAAUUCACAAGUAUUAAAGUGAAUUAUGUGGUGCCCGAAUAGUGAACGCGACCUGAGACUUGACUGCAAUCAUUUUUUUUAAUAAUGUGGUACUGAUUCGUAAAAAGCUAGAUGCAUUAUUUUCAUAAGUGCUUAGUUCUUGUAUAGGUAGAGUAAAGAUUACGAGUGUCUCGGGUGUGUACUAAGUAGUCAGUCGGGCGGGCGAGAUUCGCGGCCACCCCGACGACCGACGCUGCGCCGGCGGCGCGGCGGCGCAGGCGCACGGCGGAGGCACGUCCAUGCGGGCUGGCAGUAGUGUGACUGUACGUAGAUAAGUAGAGCAUGUGGGCUUGCUUAGUUAUUGUGAACGCAUAGAACACAUUCCGACUUGUCGAGAAUUUUAAUUUAAGCUCAAGUGUCUAGUCAUGACGCCAAUAAAUGAGCACAAACAAUUUUAUACGCAUAUUUAACAUUUACAUCAUAGAGUUACAUUUACAAUUAUAAUUCUUUGUUAAAUAUUUAUAUUAUUUUAUUAAGAUAACUUGCACAAAGUACCUAAGUAACUAGGUACCAAAGUUUACCGAUAUGGUUCUACUUACGGCAGGUAUAAUUUUAAUUGUUAACAUAUCAUUCGCAUUUUGUAUAGGUAUUCUAAUUACUAUUUAUUUUUAAGCUUUUUGAAACUUGAGCUUUAUUAAGUACUAUGUUAUCGACGUGUGAUUUGAAUAUUAAGGUAUCUUACUUGCGCCCUAAAGGACCCCCUUUAUUAUAAUCCUUAUAAGUUGAAAAUGUAAAGAUAUUUCGUGAAUUGCGAAUAAGAGUAGAUUUCCUAAUUAGAACCGGGUAUUAAUACGAACUUAUUUUGCGACCCUUAUUAGUAUUUCUUUUAAGCAUGUCAUUACAUUUCAAAGCAAAAAAUAUCUAUUAAGUAAGUACUUACAUAAAACAAAACUUCUAACAAUAUUAUAAAAGUUUAUAAUAAAUAUUUUUUUUUACCAAAACGCACCACCAAAAUAAACAAAAAGAUGGCGCAUCAAUUUUAUAAAAUGAUCUUUCAGUCUGUUGCUUGACACCAACUCAAAUCUAUUGUCAAAAUGGGGGUAUUGUAUUGUACUUGAGCAAGUAGCGCGACUGCAUUUUGUCUAUGGGUAGUUUAGGAUAUCGCGUGGGAAAAUUGCAGUUUUGAAAAUGGCAAAUGUGAGUUUUCCCACAUGGUCAUUAUUAGGAGCCAGCCCUUAUAGGGUGCAAGUACCUUAUUAAUUAUUAUUUUGUUGGGCCAAGUUGAUUGUUUUGAAAUGUUGUUAGGUACAUAAGAUUUGAAUGAGUGUAGGUACGAAGUUUUAUUGAAGUUUCUGUAAUUACUUUAAGAUCUGCAAUCAGAUCAUUAAUCGAAAUUCAAAAUGUUUUUAUCACUGGUUUUAAUCAGGGUGUUAAUUAAUUGUUUACCCACGUGCAUGUUUUAUACUGGUGUAUGUUAAUUAUGUGUGUUGCUCUGUCGCGGGGCCAUAGAGACGAUAUACAUAUUUUAAUGUGCAUACUACAUGUAGUGCAUGUGAACUUAUGUGUACGUACGUGUGUAAGAAAGAAAAAAACUAAUUAAAGUGGCCCUGCUGCAGAACAUGCUCCCCAGCAGGGCCACUCAGUAUGCGUAGGUACGUUUCAAUGUUUUCAUUCUCUAAAUUUACGAACAGAUCGACGUAUGAGUACGUAUUACGUACAGAUUCUACGUGAAAAUAAUGUACGCGUACAUACUGCAGUAAGAAUGAAUAAAACUAAUGAAAGUGGCCCAGCUGCACAGCACACUAUCCAACUGGGCCACUCGGUAUACAUAGUUCUCGAUGUUUUCAACUGAAUUGGAAGUGAUGGCCCCGCCACAGAACAUCACACUUAUUUAUUUAUAUAAUUAUAAAAUUCAUUUACAUGAUGUGUUUGUACUGUAGGUACACUUUAAAUUUUACAUUGUAAAACACUUAAAUCGACAUUUGUUUGUUGCACUUAAAGGUAACUUUAACAAGUUUUUUCGAUAUCUAUGAUACUAAACACCAAUAUAAUAGGUAAUACAAUAUUAUGAUUAAAUGGACCUCAUAAAUGGAAAGUAUUUAUGAUAUAUUGUUUAAGUUCCCCGCAGCCUAGCUCGCGAGGUUAGAUUAGGUACUCUUGCUACCGGAAUUCCUCUUAUUAUGGUAAAAAUAAAUCGCUCCAUAUAACGCCUUGAUAUCUAAUGAAAAUUGAAAUUAGUUUCAAAAUGAUAAACUUAAAUACUACAAAGCUAACUUGUAAGAAAAUUACUUUGUAAUAUAUUUUAGGUAUGGGGUUCACUUUUUAUAUUACAGUUUUAGUGCCCGAUAAUAUUCGGAUCAUAAUGAGUUAAUUUAAUUAAUCUAACCAGUUGUGUUAUCAAGUAUUAACUCUGGUGUUGACAAGAGUCUGUCACGUUAAAAGUUGUGUACUUAAUCAAUUAUUAACAGAACAUGUUAUUAAAAUAAUCUUAUAAUAUAACUUUCAAAGUUCCGUCAACACCGGAGAGCGAUCAUCUUAUGAAGUCGAUAUAGUUUAUCAUGGUAAGAAUGACUGAAGCUGAGAAGAAAUAAAUGUUGUGUCAUAAACAUAAAUAGGUAAGCAACACACAACUUAUUUUUAUACAGUUAAAAAAUGAACCCUAUAUUAUCAUAAGGAACGUGUAAAGCCCGACCAAAACAGUAAUGAUCCUCGCAAUGUUGAAAUCACACAAACUAUUUUUCUAUGACAACAUGCUUACACAGAAUUAUAAAUUAGUGCCCCCACGAGAGGGUUUUUAAGUUUUGAUCGGGCUGUAUAAUGUAAGAAGUACCGUACCUACCUAUUGUUGUUGUUUUUAUUUUUGUGUCGUCCAGUAGUUAGAGCGACGCGGAUGAGGCGCACGCUGACGCAUACCAUUUGCUCUUUUAAUAAAACUUAGGCGGGUCGUUCUUCUUUUUUAUCGACAAUAAAAAUACAUUUCCGCGGUAUUUCGGAUUUAACAUCUUUAAAAUUAUAACGGCAAUAAAUAUAUUAAAACAUCAUAUAAAUAUGUAUCUGUAGAGGACUAUUUAAUGUUUCUUUAUCUUAGUAACAUACUUUUCUUUGCAGGGGCAUUCCAAAAUAUAUUGUAACAGAGUGGCCUUCUUCAUCGGAGACAGCAUUUUCGAUUUAGCACUCUGUGACAGAAUUUUGUGAAAACAAUCAAGCUACGUUAAUCACUAAUGGAGGAACCGAUUAGUAUAUUUUGCUAGUAUUUUGAGUAAAUAUAAUAAGAUACCUAACUAUAUUUUUGGACAAUGGAAAGAUUAAAUAAUAUUUUAAAACAUAUAACUUAUCAGAACGACGGAUAGAUCAUUGUCGAUAAAAAAGAAUAACGACCCAGGCUCCAAAUAUAGAAAUAGCUAGAUAUCCCCUCUCAAUGAAUAUUCUAAAAUAUUGUAACGUGACAUGUUAAGGUAUGGCGCCGCUUUAUGUCGAGUUGCCCGAAUAAUGCCAAACUGACAAUUAUACCUAAUAUAAAUAACUAUACUGAUUAUUAGAAGUACCUAUUGCGAGUCUGUUACGUAAAUCCAUUAUGGCCUUAUCGCAUUACAAAUUGUAUCACACAGUCUACAUAGUCAAAGUUUUAAUAAAAAUACAUGUUUCGUUAUAAA
This is a messenger RNA of Pectinophora gossypiella (pink bollworm), 6678 nucleotides long. RefSeq names its product glycoprotein 3-alpha-L-fucosyltransferase A (gene FucTA). The record is from RefSeq and is a predicted model, not a curated record. The transcript is spliced from 9 exons. Gene Ontology annotation, cellular component: membrane. Gene Ontology annotation, molecular function: alpha-(1->3)-fucosyltransferase activity. Bases 488 to 1810 code for a protein of 440 amino acids. NCBI's taxonomy places the organism in Eukaryota, Metazoa, Arthropoda, Insecta, Lepidoptera, Gelechiidae.